Papilio xuthus (Asian swallowtail) is the source of this 658-nucleotide messenger RNA. RefSeq lists its product as uncharacterized. The coding region runs from base 118 to 636 and encodes 172 amino acids. The transcript has 6 exons. The record is from RefSeq and is a predicted model, not a curated record. Lineage: Eukaryota; Metazoa; Arthropoda; Insecta; Lepidoptera; Papilionidae.
UUGAAAGAAUAUCAGUUCGUUUAGUCCCCUGCUGUAAAAUUUAACUAAAAGUAGUGCUGUGUGCUUUUUAACCUAUUUUAAGUGACAACAUCUAAUUGAAAGGGAUUUUAAGGAAAAAUGGAGUUCAGGGUUGCCAUUCUUGUGGCGGUGUGCUUAUCGUGCGUACUGCCGAGCGUGAGGCCAGUGCCUGUGGUAAAGGUGGCUGUCGUGGGUGGAGCCCUAGGGGCUGUCAAGGGUGCCAUCAAGGGUGCGGCCGCCGCCGGCGCUGGAGCCCUACUUAUCAAGAAAGUCACCACUGCACUGAAAGGUGCUCUAGUGGCUAAAGGAGCCUUUCUUAAAAACGUGGCUUUAAAGACGGCUGCCCAUGGGGUAUCGUUCGGCGCGGGUGCAGCUCUCGGCGCCGCGGUGGUCGCGCACAAACCGCACGCUGAAUACGAGGAGACUUACAUCGAACAACCACACGUCCCGCACUUCGACCAUGGGUAUUACUACGACCACCCGCAUUCUGUCGAAACUCUACAUGAGCCAACAUAUCAUCAUCAAGCCCAUGUAUCUUCAUAUCAUGAGCCCAAUUACCAUGAGUACCCUCAACAACUGUACCAUUAUGAAUCUUACUCCGAACCACAUUAUAGAUGAAAAAAUGUGUGACUUUCUAAUA